This is a messenger RNA of Gasterosteus aculeatus aculeatus (three-spined stickleback), 3320 nucleotides long. The record is from RefSeq and is a predicted model, not a curated record. Lineage: Eukaryota; Metazoa; Chordata; Actinopteri; Perciformes; Gasterosteidae.
UAAGCCCACGGUGAGUAGUCUUCAAACGGGUGAAAUGAGCGAGUGUGCGUCACGCGCCCGGCGCGGCUGAACGUUCCAGAGAGACAGAGAGAAACAGUGAGAGAGAGAGCGAGAGAGACGUUCACCGGCGGGCUGACUGGGUUCACUGUCAGCGUGGCUCGAGGUCGACGUGUCCCGCCCUGUGGGAAGCUUCCGCAAACAGAGCGCCAGUGGACCGGCUAGGAGAGCUGCGCAGAUGUGUCUACACACCUGGAAAGAGUGACUUGGUGGUUGUUAAAAGACUAUUUUAAGGGCAAACAGGCGCGUGGAGACAUAAUACGCCUCCGAUGGGGAGGUCACACUGAGAAGGACCUUUGUUUCAAUAUUCACCUCUAAGAUAUAUCUCAGUUCUCACAUCCAGCAUAGAAAACUUUGGGACUGAUCUUGUUUUAUUAUUACUUUAACUCAUUUUGGUGACCUAAAGAGAAGAUUUCCAACAUCUACCUGGACAAGUGUGAGUUGGGUGGAGUCCACCAUGUCCUCCAGAGGUAAGCAGGACUCGUGCCAAAUAUGUGGCGGAGCUCUGCAGGGAAACCAGAGGCGAUGGCUGUUUGGUGCCCAAAACAGGAAGGCCGGUGGGGCUCAUACCCCGACGGGGUCCCUGAGAGUAGGAGGAGGCUCGUCCCGGUCCUCGCAGAGCAGCCCCUGGGGCAGCACGGUGUCCCUAGGUUCGUCCGUGUCCCUCUCCCAGCUGUCCCUCAGCUCCCCGUCCAAAGCCGCGGACCCGCUCGCCAUUUUGACCCACAUCCUCGGGCGGCCCGUCCCCCGAGGCGGCGGGCGGGGGGAGUUUGUGUGCGGCAAAUGCGUGAGCGUCCUGGAGCGGGUCUUCAAGUUCGACUCGGUGAUCGCCCGGGUGCGGGUGCUCUCGUCAGAGAGGCUGCAGAAACUGACGCAGGAGAGGGACAAGGUCAGGCAGUGGGUGCGCCAGAACUACUACCAGAGACACCCGGGGGACGUCCGCAGCGGGGGCGGCAGCACCAGCGAGGAGGACGGCGGCGAGGCGGAGAAGGAGGGCUACAGGGAGAUGCUCAAGGAGAACAUGGCGCUCUCGGCGUACGAGUGCUGGUCCGAGAAGUGGGACGCGUGCCCGUAUUUCACAAGGACGGGGAAGAGGUGCAGAAAUGGAAAAGGCUGCGAGGGCUGCGACUCCCUGCGGGUGUCCGACUCGGACUACGAGUCGGUGUGCGGCGUCCCUCGCCGCUUGCCCCUCCAGCCCUUCUCGCCGUUGGCGCUGUCGCGCGACAGGUCCCAGAGCAUGCCCCUUCACUGGCACAGGGUGACGUCCCUCGGCUCUGACCCUUCCUCGCCGGCGGGGUCCACCCUGUCCCUGCAGACGUCCUCCCGCACAGAGUCUGUCCACUCGCUGGACUCCCUCGACGGCAACGACCCGUUCGACCCGCCGGGCGUGCGCUCCACAAACUUCUGGUUGAUGGAGCUGCGGGGCAUUGAGGGAACGCCGGUCUGCUCGCCGUCGGGGAGCAAGAUCCCGGUUCUGGACAGGAAGCACUCGGGCGCGGGCGGAGGCGUGGGGUCUCCUUCGGUGAACCGGGCGCUGCGCUUUGGGGGUGUUUGGGAGAACGGAGCGGGGGACGUGGACGGGGAGGACGCGCAGCUGAGUGACGAGUUUGUGCCUCUUCAUCGAGUUGGCUCCUCUGGCAGGGUUCACCACGCUGUCAGGCACCUGCGAGGCCAGCUGGAGGGCCACAAAUCUGAAAUCAAUGGAUCACACAACGGGAUCCCUUCGCUCCAGGAGGCCGAGGAGAAGGAGGGCGGCGGCGGUGCCCUCCUGCAGAGCCUCGGUCGCUCCUUGCACAGCCGGGAGCGGGUGAUCCAGGAGGUUGUGGGUCUGAUCAGAAGACUGAGUGUUGAGGACGGAGCAGGGGUGGAGCUGGCCAACAAGCUGACGGAGUAUCUGAAGGAAACUCAAUCCAACGACAAGGCCGCGCUGCAGACUCUGACUUCUGAAGCGACUGAGAAGGAGCGGAGCUUGGCGAGCGAGAUCGAGGCACUGCGAAAGGCCGGAAGAGACCGAGAGGGAGACCUGGACACGCUCAACGCCGUGCUGCAGUGCAACCGGGAUAUUCUCAACGACCUGCGAGUGUCUCUGGAGGAGAAGGAGUCUCUGCUGAAGGAGGUGGAGAAAAAGCGGGAGGUGUGGAGGCAGAGGGAACACGCCCUCGCCGCCGUGCUGCAGGAGAAGGAGGCUUUGAUCCGGGAGCUGGUCAGCUCUCAGAAAGGCGGGCAGGGGUUUGCUGGAGACGUGGAGGGAAAUGGCGCCACCUUGUGCACCGAGGUCACCAAACUCACCACAGCCCUGCAGGAGUACCAGGACAUGGUGCAGAAUCAGCAGGCGAGCCACAGUCAGACGGUGUCCUCUCUGAGGGAUGAACUUGGGGAGACUCGGCGAGAGCUGAGGGCAAAAGAGAAGGAGAAGAAGGAGGCGGACAGAACCGGGCGGAACGACAGGGAGGACCGAGACAGAGAGCAGCGGAAACUGAGGGACAGUCUGGAGAAGAGAGACCGACUCAUCGAGCAAAUCCUGUUGGACGCCGAGAAUCGUGACGGUUUGUUCGUGGAGCUGCAGCAGAACCUGCAGAACAUCUGACCGCCGUCCAGCACGCCCUGUGAGGGAGGACGACUCUCCGACCGGACACACCGAGGACCAAGAUUACUGUUUGCACUUUCUGCACCGACUUUGAGCCUCUCCAGCAUUACAGUGGUGGACAUUACGUCUAUUUAAUAUUUAUCCCGCUACAUUUUAGAGGUUUGCUUUUUGGGGCAAUUUUCCACGUUAUUACUUGAUUUUCUGGAGCGACUCAGUAUUUUCAGACUUGAGUCAAACAACCAGAUUGUUUUCGGUGGAGAGAACUGGAUGUUUAUACUUUAUUUGCAAAUCAGCCGAUUACUGUAUUUAUUUUUUAUCUAAUAGGUCUGUUCAGGCAGGGAUGGAAUGUGAUUUUGCACAGCGGGAUUGCUGAUAAAUCUUUCUGAAUGUGGCAAUUGUUUGUCGAUCCUGAGUUGCUGUUCUGCUGACAUUGCUUUAAAUCUAAGUAUAUUUCCGGUUUCUCUUUCUCAGUUUGUUUAUGAAGCUAUCACAGCACUCUUGACGGGAAGUAUAAAAUUCAUAUUUUUAACCCCUUUUCUGCUUUUAGGUCACUUUUUUUUGUACUUCUUACUUUAUCUUAAUUGUCUACAUGUUUUGUGUUGUUAGUGUCGGACUUCACUUAGAAACUUUUUUUCUUUUUUGUAGCUCAAGAGAAUUAAAACUCUGAUCCAAAGUA